GAUUAACAAGGACAAAAAAGAUGUGAGUGUGUGUGUGUGUGUGUUUCUCGAACCCUCCCUUAUCUCACCCGCCUUGGCAACGUUUUCUCUAAACAUAAUCUCGAACCUUCUCGACGCGACAGAAAACUGUAUAUAAGGCGGCGGCUGUGAGGGGGGACUCAGACCAGAAGCCACAGCCGCACGGACAACUUCACUCACUGACCAGUGACUGACCCAGUGCUAAGCAGCAGCCACAUUUUCCCCAGUGGACUUUUGAGAUAUCGCAGUUCGCCAGUACACAUCACGCUACUAUACGAUGUUCAGCAACGGAUUCUUCGCCUUCCACCCGUCCAGCCACGCAUGGGACGAGUUCCCGAUGCUGGGGCGUCGGCCAGGAGACCUCGUGGACAGAUGGAUGGAGAUCCUGGAGCCCUGGAGCACCGGGGCCCUGGUGAGCGACUCAGACUUCCUGUCCAGGCCCUGCACGCGCUGUUGUCCCCACACAUGUCUGCGGGACCGUCCACAGCCCGCCGCUCGUCAGCACUUGAUCGUGAUUCCUCGCCUCCUGAGCCAGCCUUCCCGCAGCGACCAGCAGGAGGAGGGAGCAGAGCAGCAGGGCAAGAAGGAAGAGCCUCAGCAGAAGGGUGACAAGCAGCAGCAGCAGCCCGCCGCUGCCACAGAUGCCGCGGGCGAGGUCUCUGCAGGCAGCGGCAAGGCCCCUGGCGAGUCUCCGUGGCAGUUCAGUGUGGACAUGAGCGGCUGUGACGAGGUGCGGGCCAUGACGGACAAGGGCAUGUUGAUGGUGGAGGGGCGGGGCUCGAGCGACACCUCGCAGCAGAUGGUGCGGUACAUCACCUCGCUGCCCCGCCACGUCAGCCAAGACUCCCUCAGCGCCAGCCUUAACAACGGCCGCCUCACUGUGACCCAGAAGGCCGGGGCGCAGCAGCUGGAGGGACAGGCCAGGACGCUGCCCAUACAGACCCAGACAUCACCGGAACAAAGCGAGCAGGAUCAGUCUGCGUCUUCUGAGGCCAAGAAGCAGGAACAGCCGCGGGAAAGUGAAGAACAACAAAAGUGAGCUUCAAGGAUCAUAAAUAAUGCGAUCUUUGAAACACUUCGUUAGUCUAAGGAAGGCAGCUGCACAGAUACCUUAAUUUAUUAUUGUAAAAAUGGUUGUUAAUGAACUGAUGUAAUAUGAUUUUCCUUUUGUUAAUUACUUCUAAGAAUAAAAUAAAAACUAAUCAUUCA
Molecule: messenger RNA, 1227 nt
Organism: Eriocheir sinensis (Chinese mitten crab)
Lineage: Eukaryota; Metazoa; Arthropoda; Malacostraca; Decapoda; Varunidae
Exons: 1
Coding region: 296-1057 (253 amino acids)
Source: RefSeq, a predicted model, not a curated record